AUGGAUACCACUAGGCGAAAACUUUUCUCUGGCCUGGGAUUUUCAUUACGACGUGCAAGAGCCUUGGGUCUGUUCGAGACGGCCGAAUAUGUCAGCAUGGCGAUGGUUUCGGCUAGUGGUCCACAAGUGGCUACCUUCCCAGUGGCCAGCAAGAGGGAGGUGCUUUGUUUGAGUGACCUUAUUCCGUGUCAUGCCUCGGCUUCCCACAGAGACACCGCAUGUCAAACGAACGUGGACAUUCUAACAAGGACGCAAUUCGAGGUCAUCAUGAAGGAUAUGCAGGCCAUGUUCCUCAGCACGCUUGAGCAGAUCAAAAAACAACUCGUCGAGCGGGAGGGCGCAAUUCAGGCUCUCGAGCAACAGAUCUGUGAGCAAAAGAUUCCCAGCGUUACGGUUGCAACCCAGGAAGUCUCUUCCUGUCACCCACAGAGUGGUGGCAAAACUUCGUCGCCAGAUGCUGAGCAAGAGGUCAAGAUGGAAGAUGCCAGGCCCCGAUCGGGUACUACACUGUUCUCGGCCAACAGGCAGAGUGGCUCGCUCGAUGCACUGCGUCAACAACACGAGGUCGAGCGACGGGUGCAUAAGGAAAGGUGUAGAGAAGAGAGGAAACGGAAGCUUGACCGGCCAGGGUGA
This is a messenger RNA of Symbiodinium natans, 633 nucleotides long. The record is from the annotation of a GenBank genome assembly. NCBI's taxonomy places the organism in Eukaryota, Dinophyceae, Suessiales, Symbiodiniaceae.